GACCUCACCCACCUUUGACGAGAUAAAGUACCCACUCCAGAGUCAUUUUUCUUCCCAAACGCUCGCAUUCCUGUGAUUCUACAUCUCUAAUCCCUUCUCCUUCCUCCGCCCAUCAAUCUCCUUUGAUCCGUCAGCGAGGAUGAAGGCCUCGCUGAAGGCACACUUUGAGCCGGAGCGAAGCUCAGCCAUUGCCACCCUCUUCCUCCCCGCCGGCGAUGCACGUAUUAAAGCCUCCAUCACCGAGGCAACUUUCUCCAAAGGCCCUUCCCUCAACAGCCUCUUGCUAUCCCUCGAAAAGCCCGGUUCCUUCAUCAUCGACUACAAUGUUCCAAACCAGGACUUUAGGUUUCAGUUCAUGAACACGGUGCGAUUGGCGGAAAAGCCUGUGAGCUUGACCUACACGCAUAUGCUCGGGGCUCGCCAGACGGCGAUUGACGGUUCGCUGCAGAUCGAUCCGGCAAAUAAACUGUCGGUAAAUUACAGCUUUGGUUCGGGAAACUGCAAGGUGAAGUACGCUUACGCGCAUGGUGAGUUUGGGAGAAUUCUGGUGGAACCGGUGUAUGAUCUGUCAAAGAAUACUUGGGAUUUUGCCGUGUCGAAGAAGUACGAUGGGGGUGAUUCGCUGAAGGCGAAUUAUCAGACCUCGAGUAAGGUGCUUGGGUUGGAGUGGAAUAGGGAUUCAAAGACCAAUGGGUGUUUCAAGAUUUCUGCUGCUUUCAAUUUGGCGGAGAAGAACGCCAUACCUAAAGUUUUUGCAGAGAGCACGCUGAACUAUGACUUCUGAUACAGUUUGUUCAGAAAUACGUAUCUUUCUACCCCCCUAAAUUUGAUCUUGCAAGAAAUUUAUUUUCCCAUUCUGUUCUUUAACGGACUGAUUUCUGUCUUCAAAAACUGAGCUUUUUCUAAGGCAAAAGGUGAUUUGAUAUUCAAAUGUGAAUUUAUUAAGUUAUGCUGGUUUAGCUCUUUUUGAUAUAUACUGAAAAAAAUGUGCAAGAAAACAAAUUUUGCUAGGUUGGAAUUGAAAUUUAUUGAAUUUGUUUU
This is a messenger RNA of Dendrobium catenatum, 1041 nucleotides long. Its product is annotated as outer envelope pore protein 24, chloroplastic. Lineage: Eukaryota; Viridiplantae; Streptophyta; Magnoliopsida; Asparagales; Orchidaceae. The record is from RefSeq and is a predicted model, not a curated record. Gene Ontology annotation, molecular function: voltage-gated monoatomic cation channel activity. The transcript has 3 exons. Bases 140 to 784 code for a protein of 214 amino acids. Gene Ontology annotation, biological process: regulation of monoatomic ion transmembrane transport.